AUGAAUAGAUUCAUUACAUCAAUUAUACAACGUUCAACAAUACAAAACAGUUGUAAAUUAAAACAACCAUGUAUAUAUAAUUAUAACUUUAUAAAAUAUAGUAGUAGUAGUAGUUCUACUUUACUUUUAGCAAAAAAUCAACAAAAACAAUUUUCAUUGUCAACUUUAAGUUUCUCAAGUGUUGGUGGUGGUAUCAGAAAUUUCAGUAGCGGUGGUGUCUCUACUGAAACACCACAAAAGACAGAUGAAGAAAUUAAUGAAGAAGGAAGAAAGAUGAUAGCAGAUAUUGAGAAACUAACUUUAAUGGGCCAGUAUGACGAUGCUUUGGCUCUAUGUGACAGGCUUAUAAAGACCAACAGUUUCUUCACUGUCAAUGGCUAUCUGAUCAAAUCACGAUUGCUCCUCGAUUACUUUAAGAAUCCAGAGUUGGCAUUGGAGCAAGUUGGAAUUGCCAAUAGUUUGGUGCAAUACUACAAUCCUUCGAACCAAAGGCAACUCAGAUACAACAUAAAGACUGGCGCUCUGCAAGUCUAUUACGCCAUGAAGAAAUACCAAGAAGCAUUGUCGGUCAUUCUCGAGAUAAUCGACCAGCAUUCCGAAUCAGUAGAUGCAGAUUUAUUGAGAUCGGCCUAUCACUUUGCUUCGAUUGUCAAAAACUACCAGCAAGGACACAAUGUCAUGACGAUGUUGGAGAACAGAUUCCCACAGCAAUGGAAACCCACCGAUUCUAUAUACAUUGGUCUCGCAGAGUUGGGAAUAGGUAACCUUGACAAAGCAGCCGUGAGAAUCAAUGUUGGAUUGGAGCAAACCAAAUCCGAGAUUGGCAAUGAUGUUGCUACCUACAUGGCAUAUCGCGGUGGAAUGCUAGCCAAAGGAAGAUACUUAUUACCCAAUGACCAUAAAGAACGUUUGGAAGUGUUUAAGAUACUAUUUGCCCAAGAAGAGGAUUGCCUCUCCGCCUACAUGAUUUGUGAAUGCCUAAUACAACUAGAUAAUCUUCAAGAAUCAGAUAAAUUUGCUGAUAUUGCAUUGAAACAUUGGAAUGAUCAUACAAUGUCAGAUAUGUCACAAUUUUAUAAAGAUACAGUAAUAUUGAAUAUUUAUAUUGUAAAGCUAAAGGCUAUCAUUGCGAACAAAGGAAAGAAGGAAUUGAUAGACAAGUUGGCUGUCGAUGCACAAGCGAUAUUCGAUAGAUACCGUGGUGGUGAUCGAGAACUAGAAGAUAAAAUCGAUGUGUUUUGCAUGAACUUUUACUUUAUAUACAUCCACUAUGUAGUCAAAGAACUUCCUCAUGACAAUUCAGUUUGGAAUGAUUUCAUGUCUAGUCUUUCCACAGCUGAGAAAUCAUUGUUCUACGAGAACGUCAAACUUAAUCAGUCGGAAUCUGAUGUCAAAGCAACAGUCACCAGAAUCAGUAGAAACUCCAAAGAGAUACAAGCGAUUAUCACUCGAUAUAAUUCAAAGGUUUUCAAAAUCAUCAACUUUACUCCGUAUCAUCAUGCACACCAGCCAUUUGAAAAAAUCGGUUGGGAGUUCCACAAGUAUCCAACUUCCAUUGAGAUGUUGGAGUUAAAGCUUUUGGAAGAUCAAAUAUUCGAUAGAUCCACAUUCGACAAUGCAAUGGAGCAAACCGAUAAGCUGAUCCAAUCAAAUGGAAAAUCGGUACAUCUUGCCAUGAAAGCAUAUCUCAUGUCCAAGGAGUUGGACAAUGUCGAUCAAAUUUGGAAUCAAAUAGACAAGGCAUUAAAGGCGGACAAGUACGACAACGAACAAGAACGAAUCUUGGUACAAAUAAUCAAGGGAAUGAUGUAUAUGAGUACCUAUUCGUUUGACGAAGGAUUGGAAUUAGCAAAAACACUCUUAGAGAAGCAUCCAAAUUCGCCGCAGGUCAAGAUGUUCUAUGUUCGAGCUUUGGUGCUCAACGGCGAUGCCACCAAGAUUCCAGCAGCAAUCGAAUUCCUCAAGACUAUUGUCAAGACCGAGAAAUAUACCAAUCCAAUAUUAGUUAUUAAUUCUCUCAAUCGUCUUGGAUUCAUUCAGCUGUAUCUUGGCAAUGGAAAGGAAGCAAUGGAAUACUUCACAUCGAUCUACGAGAGUGGAUUGGCUCUGCCACAGUCAAAGGCAGGAUCCAAUUACUUUACAAGACGUGGAAUCUUCGAUUCAAUGGUUGAGAUUAUCAUUAGUGACUACAAUCAAAUCUUAAAGUUACGACCAGAUUUCAUUGAGGUAAUCUACAGUAGAGCUCUUGCAAAUAUUGCAAUUGGUAAUCGUCGUUGGUCACUCAUUGACCUCCAGAAAAUUGAAGAUCUUUUCCAGGAGAAACCAGAGUUGUUAGAGUAUGAAGGAAACCAAGGAAUUGCCAGCACUCUAGAGAAUUUGAAGGCAAUCCUUAUGAAGGAACCAUCGGUGAUCUCACUUGAAAUGAGAAAUAUUUUAGAACGUGGUUAUACAGUUUUGUCCAGUCAAGCAGUAUUGGAUAUUUUGGAGGAUCCAAAGAAAUCUGAAUACUAUCGUGUAUUACUUCAUCAACUUGAAAAUAACAAGUUAUUGGAAGAAGAAAUGGCACUUGAAAAAUAA
Molecule: messenger RNA, 2577 nt
Organism: Heterostelium album PN500
Lineage: Eukaryota; Evosea; Eumycetozoa; Acytosteliales; Acytosteliaceae
Product: tetratricopeptide repeat protein
Exons: 3
Coding region: 1-2577 (858 amino acids)
Molecular function (GO): protein binding
Source: RefSeq, a predicted model, not a curated record